GUUGUUUGAGAUAAUCUAUGGUUUGAGCAGGUUUGAGGUUAAAAGUGUAACAGUGAAAACAGUUCGAUUUCUUUAAAAUUAAUUAAAAGAUACUUUAUACGUAUAAUUCAAUAAAGGCCGCCGUGAGUAUGUCGAGAGCUUCUGCAAGGUUUGAUACUAAAAAAGUUAAUUCAGAACUGGUUACUCUUACUUAUGGGGCUCUUGUUGCACAAAUGGUGAAAGAUUUAGAUAGCACAGAGGACGUAAAUAAGCAAUUGGAACGAAUAGGUUACAAUAUGGGUAUAAGAAUUGUGGAAGACUAUUUGGCUAAAACAGGCACAGGUCGUUGCUUAGAUCUAAAAGAUACUGCAGAUAAGAUUCAAAGUGCUUUCCGUAUGUACUUAGGUGUACAGCCAAAUGUUGUAAAUUGGAGUCCUGGUGGGGACGAAUUUUCUUUUUUAUUAGACAGUAAUCCUCUUACUGAUUUGGUAGAGUUACCUGAGGAUCUCAAAAAUUUAAAAUACUGUAAUAUUAUAUGUGGUGUAAUUCGUGGUGCACUUGAAAUGGUGCAAUUGGAUGUUCAGUGUUGGAUUAUUCAAGAUAUUCUGAAAGGUGAUGCUAACACUGAAAUUCGAGUUAAAUUUAUAAGGAAAUUAGAAGAUGCCAUUCCAGCAGGAGAGGAGUAAACAAAGUAGAAUGAAGUAAAUUUUUACUGAUUUAUUUAUAACUUACAAUAAAUAUUUAAGCUACUAAUACAAAAUCAACUGUU
Molecule: messenger RNA, 748 nt
Organism: Agrilus planipennis (emerald ash borer)
Lineage: Eukaryota; Metazoa; Arthropoda; Insecta; Coleoptera; Buprestidae
Gene: Bet3
Product: trafficking protein particle complex subunit 3
Exons: 3
Coding region: 129-665 (178 amino acids)
Biological process (GO): endoplasmic reticulum to Golgi vesicle-mediated transport; intra-Golgi vesicle-mediated transport
Cellular component (GO): cytosol; TRAPP complex; cis-Golgi network membrane
Source: RefSeq, a predicted model, not a curated record